This is a messenger RNA of Chlamydomonas reinhardtii, 2890 nucleotides long. RefSeq lists its product as uncharacterized. The record is from RefSeq and is a predicted model, not a curated record. The coding region runs from base 276 to 2684 and encodes 802 amino acids. The transcript has 5 exons. NCBI's taxonomy places the organism in Eukaryota, Viridiplantae, Chlorophyta, Chlorophyceae, Chlamydomonadales, Chlamydomonadaceae.
UUGCGUGGCUGCUGCCGCUGAAGGGCUUCUGAACGCGAGUGGGCUUUCUCCCGCUUUCCACUCUGCGCGGGACGCCCGACAAACCUUGCCGAAAGCCUGCUGUUAGAAUUUGCUAUGACGUGAUGUUGCGUGCAGCUGCACCACAAGCAGAACAAGCAGGUGCGCGCCGCGGUGACAGCAGCACAGUCGCUAGCAGCGGGCGGACGCCAACAGCCAGGACGGCAACAACAAGGGCGCAACUGCCGGGCGCAACAGGACCGCCGCCACGGCGGCCUAUGCGCUGCCGGCGGCGGCAGAGGGCCUUGCUGGGUGGGGCUGUCAGCCGCGGCAGUAGCAGCGGCUUCCGUGGCGCCGUGGCUUUGGCGUGUGCGGUACUGGUGCUGGCAUGGUGUGGAAGAGGCUCCAUCGCCCAGCCGCACGGGCGAGAGGACUGGAGCAGCAGCAGGGGGGGUGCCACCGGCGUCAGCAGUGCAGUCGUCUGGGCCCCAGUAGUGCUUGACGGAAACAUUGCGCCAGCGGCGGAGCUGGGUGUGGGCGGUAAUGCCGACGCCACCGCCGCUGGCAGGGCGCUGCUGGCUGCGGCCGAUGUGCUGGCGGGUCGCGCUGGCGGCAAUGGCGGUGGCGGUGGCGGUGGGCUCGGCAGUGGGCCGCUGGGGUCCCGGCUUCAGGGCGCACUGGCGAAUCAGGUCAAGGAGACAACAAGCAACGUCGAAAACAAGGUUGCUGCCAUGGUGGCGGACAGAGUGGCGCAGCAGGUUAUCUCCGACAUGAACAACGUCACGACCGGCGCGUUGUCGGCUGUGGGUCUGGGCAGCAAGGAGCAGCUGGGGCAGUACCUGGGCUCCUGGCUGGGCUGGGGCCUGUCCGCCGUCACGGCACUGGCCUCACAGCCGCAAGUGGCCACGGCCGCUGGCGCCGAGGGCGCGACAUCACAAAGCACCAGCGGAGACACCGCGGCCUCCGCCGGGCAGAGCGGGGCGUCACAGAGCCCGCUGGCAGAUGGCACCGCGGCUGCGGUGGAGGCUCAGCAGAUGCAGCAGCUGGAGGAGCAGGGCGGGCAGGACCUCAGCGUGGAGCAGCUGCAGCAGCUGCUGGCGGUGCUGCAGGCCGCAGCGGCGGCGGAUGCAGGCAACAGCAGUAGCAACUCCAUGGACCAGCAGCAGCUGGCGGAAGUGUUUGGCCCGGUGGUCAUUACCCGCGAUGGCGGCGGCGACAGCUCGAACUCAGCGGGCUCGGGGCCGUCAGAUGCAGCCAAGGCGGCGGCGGUGGCGGCGGCGCUUGAGCAGCUCAUCCAGACGAAGCAGCAGGCCGCUGCCGCAGCCGCCGCAGCGGCGGGCGCUGAGACUGCCGACAGCCCCAGCACCAGCACCGCUGCUGCUGCCGCUAGUGGGACAGCCAGUGGCGGUGGGAGCAGCAGCCGCCGCAGUGACGGCGGCCAGGCGGGCGCGGGUGGGGGCGCUGGCGGUGGCGUAGCCAGCAGGACCACGCUGCCAAUGGCACCUCUGCCGGGGAAAGCCGCCGGCCCGAACCUGUCGGUUGGGCGCGAUGUCAAUGUCAACAUCAACGUUAACGUGGUGCCUGUAACUCAGCCCGUCCAGGGCGGCGGCGGCGGAGGCAGCGGCUGCAACUGCAACUGCGGCGGCAGCCCAACCGGCGGCGCCGGCGGCCUUCCGGACGUCAUCAACCAGCUGCUUGGUGGCCUCAUCAAUGCCGUCGGCAGCAGCGGCGCCAUCAGUGGCAGCGGCGGCGGCAUGUUGCAGUCGGCGCCAGCUGAAGUCGGCAGCGGGGCCGGCAGCGACGGCGCCGGCGGCGUCCUAGCGGCUGGCGGCAGAGACGGUAAUGGUGACGGCGGCAUGCUGGGGGGCCGGCUGUCGUGGCGGCUACGCCAACCGCGCCUGGGCGUGGCUGCAGCUUCGGCAGUAGCAGACGCCGCCGCGAGCGGCGAUGUGAGGCCGGUGCGGGCGGCAGUAGCGGCGGGGCUGGAGCAGUUUGCGGCAUCAUCGCCAGCGGCCACAGCGGCUGCAGCAGUUCCUGAUUCGCGAGUAGCGGGGCCCUUCCGCGCAGCUGUGAGGGCCGCCGGCGCAGCUGCGAUGGGGCCUGCUGCGGCGGUGGUGGAUGGCAGCGGUGGAGGUGGAGGCGGAAGACGGCGGCAGCUGCGGCAGCAAGCGCCUGGGACAACAAGCCCGCAGGUCCCUGCUCCCGCCAGCACGGCUGCUACCACUGCCGAGCCGCAGGCCGCCUCACAGCAGCAACCGCAAGAACAGCAGCAGCAGCAGCAGCAGCCGCAGCCGUCAUCAGCAGGUGCCGUUGUGGUCCCAUCAAAUGUGCCGCUGAGCGAUGUGUUGCAGCUGGUGUUGGCACAGCUCCAGAACCCAUCGGACUUUGCGCUGAAGCUAGGCGUGAACACGGGCGGGGGCGACCAGGGCCCAACAGUAGCAGCAGCAGGAGCAGGGGGCGGCAUGGCGGGGCUGCCGCCGCCGCCACCGCCAGGGGGACUUGUGACUGCAUUCGGCGGUCCUGCUGACAGCAGCAGCUACGGUGGUGACGGUGCACCAGCGUCCAACCAUAACUCCAAUCCCAUCAGCAUCCCCGCACUGCUGGGCCAGUCGUCGGUGCCGGCUGUGCCGCAGAGCAUGGGGUCCCGUUUCAUGGUCUGCCCGCCCUGCCGCUGCGGCGGAAACUAGAGGGCCGAGACGGAAUGUACCAACCGUGGGCUUGGUAUAGAGCCUGUGUGUGUGUGUGUGUGUGUGUGUGUGUGUGUGUGUGUGUGUGUGUGUGAGAGAGAGAGAGAGAGAGAGAGAGAGAGAGAGAGAGAGAGAGAGAGAGUGAGAGGUUUCUAGGCUUGUCGAGGUCUCUGGGCUGGCGUUCGUGUGAUUACAGAACUGGCAGA